ACACACACAUUCACACACACACAUUUAGACAGGAGCCGGUGCUGAGCCUCUCACAUUGAUAUGAAGGACACACACAUGGACAAGACGCUCUGCUUGUGAUCUAAGAAAAAGGUCAAGAGGUCAAGAACGUCAGCAGCAAAGCAACAAACCAACUUUCAUCAGGAACACAACCAGGAUCAUGGCUCCCAUCUACAUGGACCUGCAGGUGUGGGAGGCGGCGAGCGUCCCGGGGAUGGCGCUCUUCUCUGUGGCCAUCCUCCUCGUCCUGACCAUCACGCUCCUCGCGCUCUGUACCAGCUGUCAGAGACAAUCGUUUACUCUGGACAGCAGAAGUGAAGUGGAGACAAACUCGUCUACGUUAGUUCGAGUUGUGACGCCGGGAAAUGCUGCAGAGAUCCCUGCUCCUGAGCGGAAUCUGACCCUGAUGCCCGAGGACUUACAGCUCGGCCCCAACGAACAGUUCAAAGCCUGGAGGAGUCACACGCUAGAACGCAACACACAGACGACGGUAAACGGUGGCAUGAUGACGAUGUAGGAUGUCUGACGAUGAGUACGCAAGCUAAACACUGCCAUCUCCGAUAGCUUAGUCACACGUUAUUAGACCCAUAAACUAGAUUUAAACAGAGCUUCUGUCUUUGACCCAUCAAUGCGCUUAUCUCCAGUAGGAACAGCAUCAUAGUGCUCAGGAUUUAACCACUGUUAUUGAAUUGAGUCUCGAAUUGUGUCCACGCACACACUGAAAAUGCUUAUCCCUAAAAACCAGACUAAAGCUUUUAGAAAAGUUACUAAUAACUGAUAUCUCCCACGCCUUGCUGUUGCCAUCCCAACACUAGCACAUCUACCAAACUGUCAGAGAGAAGAAAGAUCCAGAAAUGUUCACGAGUGGAGCUCGAAAUGAAUCUGCGUUACAUCAUGACCCACUGGCCGAAUACGGGUAUGAGUAAGAAUAUCAAGGGGUUCUAGCGUGCCACAUGACUCAGAGGAACCUGCUCUUCCAUCUUCAGCGUGAACAUAAAGAACUGAAACUCUGAGAGAACCAACAGCACACACUCUUUAUAAAAAUGGGGUCCUCAAACUUUCUAUUUUUUUUUAAAGAAAGUUCUAGUUUUCUACAUGAAACCGAAGGAGAAGCCGUAAAUACAGUUUCCAGGAACGAGACAAACCUUCAUGGUGCUCACAGAGAGGGAGCUUUCCACAAUCACAGCAAAUUUCAUGGAAAUGCACUGAUAAACAUCUGUAUUUUAUUUUCUACUACAAUAAUAUGUUUAAUGUUUUAUCUGUUCCAGCUGUCUGGAUGAGGUGUCGGUCAUGUUAUCAUGCAAACAUAUGAGGUUUAAAAUGUUAUAGAAAGCGUAUGUGGAGGUUUAAUUUUACCUUCGGUGUCGGGGAAUCUGAAAUAUCUGAAAUGAAGUCUAUUAGCACUAAAAGUGAAGUAUUUCUAGAGUUAUUCAAUGUCUAAUAUUUUAUAUUGUGCUUUUAAAUAUAACUAACUACAAUAGAAGCGAUUAACAACUAACAAGGAUUAAAUGGAUGCAAAAGAAAACAGCAGCAUUAGUAAAGUUACUGGGUAAAUUAUUUCCCAUUUAAAAAGAUACCGGGAUGUUUUACGGUCUGUAAACUGAGUGAUGGAAAAGACCUCAAUCCAGCUCACACUUCAGACUGACUGUAGAAACGGUUCACGCUCUGCCUCGUCUAGCGGUUUUGUGUGUUUUUUCCUGACUAGAGAUUCCGAAAGUUUCCCUUGGUUUCUUCAUACUCAAGUUCGUACUGUAUGAUGAUGAACGACAAUCGGCUUUAAAAGACCAGAUGUGAUCUAAAUGUGCUGGUUUAUGUUUAGUCGCACACACAAAACACUAUAAAGUCAAAUCCCUCAGAGUGCAAUAGUGCAGUAAUGCAGCUCAGCCACUGCAGCUCAUCUCUCUACACAAAUGCUAACUCUGCCUCCUUUUAUCGGGUGCCAUUACUUUUGUCCCAAAUACUAGUUUGGCAGUACUUUUGAAUAGCAAUAAUAAUAAUAAUAGCAAGUCUUAUUGCACCAUGUUGAGCUCAUUAAUAUAAAAUGACUUAGUUAAUCUUACAUUAAUGUGUAAAUAAUGUAAACAAGACAACGGAGAGGUUCAGUUCACACGACCUCAGGAGCUAAACGAACUGGAUUUUCCUGAAGGCCACCCUUCUUGUGUAAACACUCUGCAAACUAUUUCGAGUAAAUCCGUCCGUAUACGGCGUGAUACGCGAGUCCUUGUGUGGGCCGUCAUCAGUCAAUCAGUAAUCGCCUGCAGGAGCGCUUCACCAACAGGGUGUGAGCCGUAACAUAACCCAAGACCUCGUGUGGGUCUGUGUGACUGAAAACAUGCAACUAGUUAACUCCUUGUAACCUCUUUUCUUUUAAACUCUUAUGUACACAGUGCAGUGUCGUGAAAAUAAACGAGAGAAAACA
Molecule: messenger RNA, 2437 nt
Organism: Tachysurus vachellii
Lineage: Eukaryota; Metazoa; Chordata; Actinopteri; Siluriformes; Bagridae
Exons: 6
Coding region: 179-535 (118 amino acids)
Source: RefSeq, a predicted model, not a curated record